AUGGCUGACCUUGAGACCUCUGGGAUGGCAGACGAUAUCAGCAGCACUGUGGCUGGAGAAAAAAAGACAAUGACCAAAAAGACAAUGACCACAUUUCAGUAUGCGAUCACCAUUGUGUCUCUUCUACUGGGCAUGUUUCUGACAGCUUUAGAUCUGACUAUCAUUUCAACAGCUCUCCCCCGAAUAACGCACGACUUUCACAGCCUGAAUGAUGUGGGCUGGUACGGCUCGGCCUUCUUCCUCACCAUGUGUGUCUUCCAGACACUCUGGGGAAAGUUGUACAAACAUUGUCCCAUAAAGUACACGUUCGUGAGUGCGAUUGUUAGCUUCGAGCUGGGAACCCUCGGCUGUGCGGUGUCAUCCAACAGUGCUGGCUUCAUUGCCGGGCGGGCAGUCGCUGGAUUUGGUGGUGCUGGCAUUAUCUCUGGCACUUAUAUCAUUCUGGCACACAUCGUACCCCCCGAGAAGGUUCCUAUUUUCUACGGCUUGAACGGAAUUAUUUUCACUGUUGCUAGUAUUGCAGGGCCACUUAUUGGCGGCGCUUUUACAUCCGAUGUGACCUGGAGAUGGUGCUUCUACAUCAAUCUACCCCUUGGGGGCAUCGCUGUCGCUGCACUGCUUCUUACCCUCAACCUUCCCCGUUCUGCGCAGCCAGUGAAAGCAUCGCCACUCGAAAUUCUCUCGAAACUUGAUAUCCCAGGUUGCGUGGUCAUCACCGGCGCUCUGAUAUGUUACCUUCUGGCACUCCAAUCUGGCGGGAUCACGAAGCCCUGGGAUUCCGCGGAACCCAUCGGACUAUUAAUUGGAUGGCUAGUGUUAACUCUACUAUUCGCGAUCGUCGAAUGGAUCCAGAAAGACGACGCAUUAGUUGCUUCACGAUACCUGCGCAACAGGGGGGUGCUCAGCUGCUGCGUGUUUGUCUUCUUUCUAAACGCAGCCAACUACAUUCGGGUAUACUAUCUCCCCUUAUACUUCCAAGCCAUCGACAACGCCUCACCCGUCCGCAGCGGGGUUCUCCUCCUCGCCUACAUUGUUCCAACCUCUGUAUUCACCAUGCUUGCCGGAGCCCUCCUUAGCAAAACCGGCUACUACCAGCCCUUCCUGCUCGUCGGAGCCGCAAUCGUCACCGUCGGAUCCGGACUCAUCUGGACCCUCAACAUUGAUAUCACCUCCGCAAAAGCAAUUGGGUACCAAAUCCUGGCAGGCGCAGGCGACGGCAUAUGCGUCCAGGUCCCCGUCACCGCUGUCCAAGCCUUCGUAGACCAAGCCGACAUUGCAACCGUGACGGCCCUAGUUCUAUUCUUCCAACUAGGCAGCGGAGUUAUUGGCGUCGCAGCCGGCGAAAGCGUCUUCUCCAACCAAUUAAUAAAAAAUCUGCCCCGGGAUGCACCAGGAAUAUCUGCAUCCCGGGUUCUUGCCGCCGGGGCGUCACAGCUGGAGAACGUCUUCGGGGCAGAAGCAGUGAAGGGGGCUCGGAAGGCGUAUAUGGCAGGGAUGAAGGAUGCGUGGAUUUUGACCCUGGGGUUAUGCGGAGUAGCAUUUGUGGUGGCGUUGCUAGCACCGUCGGUGUCAAUUUUCGGGAAGACGGGGGUAAGGAGUGGAGAUCUGUCUGAGGGGGAGGAAGGAGAAGAAGAAGAAAAAGGGAAAAAUGGGGAGGUGGUGGAUGUGGUGAUCAAGGCGUGA
Molecule: messenger RNA, 1683 nt
Organism: Aspergillus sclerotioniger CBS 115572
Lineage: Eukaryota; Fungi; Ascomycota; Eurotiomycetes; Eurotiales; Aspergillaceae
Product: MDR family MFS transporter
Exons: 8
Coding region: 1-1683 (560 amino acids)
Biological process (GO): transmembrane transport
Molecular function (GO): transmembrane transporter activity
Source: RefSeq, a predicted model, not a curated record